GCAACAUACCUCAUACAAUACCUACCAACCUAGGUACCCUUCAUAAGAGUGCCAUUGGGUUAAUUGUACUAAAAUGCCUCAUUCAAUAUCCCCCGAGACUGAUAACCAAAAUACAGGCACCGUCGAAGAGACCAUGGCUGACGCCCCUGUUAACAACGACGACGGUCAAGACGUUGACAAUGACGUUACCAUGGAGGAGACAAAUGCAUUACCGGUUCCUAUAAAAGGGGAGGAUAAGAUGGAUGUUAAGCUGGAAGAUAUCUUUGAUUCUGAUAACUCGGACGACGAGUUCCCAUCAUGGGCGCCUGACGGACAUGUUCCCGCAACGGCUACGAACCCUGAGGUUAUGCGCACGUUCUACCAGCGAUUAUUUCCUUGGCGGUAUCUGUUUCAAUGGCUGAACCAUAGCCCGACUCCUACCAACGACUUUGGUCACCGCGAAUUUGCCUUCACUUUACAGAACGACAUCUAUUCCCGAUACAAUUCCUUCCCCACCGCUGACCUACUUCGAAAAGAUGUACUGCGUUUACUACCGUCCCGUUUCGAAAUCGGACCCAUGUACACGACGAACCCGCGCGACCGCAAGACGCUGCGGAACUCGAGCGCGUUCAAGCCGCUGGCCAAGGAGCUGUGCUUCGAUAUCGACUUGACGGAUUACGACGACAUCCGGACGUGCUGCAACAAGGCGAACAUCUGCAACCGCUGCUGGCAGUUCAUCACCAUGGCCAUCAAAGUGGUAGACGUGGCCCUGCGCGAGGACUUCGGGUUCAAGCACAUCAUGUGGGUUUACUCCGGGCGAAGAGGUGCGCACGCUUGGGUCUGCGACAAGAAGGCGCGCACGAUGGACGAUCAGAAGCGCAGGUCUAUUGCGGGAUACCUCGAAGUGAUCCGGGGCGGCGCGCAGAGCGGGAAGAAAGUUAACGUGUGGAGGCCGUUACAUCCGCAUCUAAGCCGGAGUUUAAAAAUCCUAGCGCCGCAUUUUCAAGAAGACGUUCUGGAAGUACAAGACCCGUGGUCCUCACCGGAGCGGGCAGAACAUCUCCUCUCCCUCCUCCCGGACAAAGCCCUAAACGACAGCUUGCGCAAGAAAUGGGAUUCUUCGCCGGGCCGCGCGAGCACGUCGAAAUGGGCCGACAUCGAUUCGCUCGCGCGCUCGGGGGGCGGCAGCAAGAACCUCGACACGAAAGCGCUGUUGGACGCCAAGCAAGACAUCGUUCUCGAGUACACGUACCCGCGGCUCGAUAUCGAGGUCAGCAAGAAGCUGAACCAUCUGCUCAAAUCGCCCUUCGUCGUGCACCCGGGCACGGGGCGGGUGUGCGUGCCGAUCGACACGCGGAAGCUGGAGGACUUCGACCCGCUCGGCGUGCCGACGGUGCAGGGGCUGCUAGAGGAGAUCGAUUCCUGGAGGCCUGAUGGUAACAGCGAUGGUGAUGGUAAUGGUAAUGGUGGGGGGGAGGACGGCUCCGAAGAUAAGGCCAAGAACCUCCAGGACUGGGAGAAGACGAGCUUACGCCCUUACGUCGAGUAUUUCCGGAGCUUCGUGCUGGCGCUCAUGAAGGACGAGCGGGAUCCGAAAAUUAAGCGCGAAAGGGAGGAGAGUCAAGCAAUGGAGUUCUAAUUGAGCCAUGCAUGGGGGAUUACGGGGCACUCUCGAGGUUUGUCAGUCUUUUAUGGCUGUAAUGUUAGGUACCUGUAUUCGGUGGAAUGAAUACCUCUCUCGGUAUUACGGCAUUAUGCAUGGAGUUUUAGGUAUUCUAAGGUUGGGGACUAUGUGAAUCAUACAGGUAGUAACUAUGAAAUAAAAGGUACCUUAUCUUUUUUUUCUUUUCUUCUUUGACGCCUCUCUCUCUAUCUCAUUAAUAGUAGCUUGUGCUUUUACGAUGUUUCCUGGCUGAGGAGUUUCUGUUUUACAAUAGCCACUAGGUCCUCGUCGUCCAUACCGCUCUUGUCUCGCCGAAAGCAGGCGCUCGCGAUGCUGAUGGUUUUGUCCCGGUUCUUCAUGCCGUGGGUGAUUUGCAAGUCGGACUUGGCGACGCCUAGGAUUUACACUGAAUAUCUCUAGUUAUAUGGAAGUGAAAUACACAUAUAUCAUCAAGUACCUAAUGCAAGAACAAUCUCGAUACUACCUACUCACCUCGCUUAAUAUCUCGAUG
This is a messenger RNA of Daldinia caldariorum, 2153 nucleotides long. Its product is annotated as prim-pol domain-containing protein. The record is from RefSeq and is a predicted model, not a curated record. The transcript has 5 exons. The coding region runs from base 74 to 1618 and encodes 514 amino acids. NCBI's taxonomy places the organism in Eukaryota, Fungi, Ascomycota, Sordariomycetes, Xylariales, Hypoxylaceae. Gene Ontology annotation, cellular component: alpha DNA polymerase:primase complex. Gene Ontology annotation, biological process: DNA replication, synthesis of primer.